This is a messenger RNA of Myotis lucifugus (little brown bat), 1278 nucleotides long. RefSeq names its product DENN domain containing 3 (gene DENND3). Gene Ontology annotation, biological process: regulation of Rab protein signal transduction. Gene Ontology annotation, cellular component: cytoplasmic vesicle. The transcript has 6 exons. NCBI's taxonomy places the organism in Eukaryota, Metazoa, Chordata, Mammalia, Chiroptera, Vespertilionidae. The annotation marks the transcript as partial. The record is from RefSeq and is a predicted model, not a curated record.
CGAGAGACGGACACUGAGGACGUCAGCGUCCCCGACGGCGUGGACCUGCUGGCCCUGCCUCAGCUGUGCUUCCCAGGGGGCCUGUGUGUGGCCUCGGAACCUCAGGAGGACCGUGUCCACUUCCUGGUGCUGACGGACGUCUGCGGGAACAGGACGUACGCCGCGGUGGCCCAGUACUACCGGCCGCUGCACGACGAGCACUGCUUCUACGGCGGCAAGCCCCCCCGCGAGUCCCCGCUGAGCCCGGGCGCCGCCGGCUGCUUCGUGCCCUUCGCCGUGUGCGUGAUCUCGCGGUUCCCCUACUACAACGCCCUCAGGGACUGCCUGUCCUGUUUGUUGACCCACCUGAAGCUCUGCAGGGAUUUCGAGGUUGACAAUCACAUCAGAGACUUCGCUGCGAAAGUCUCCCUGAUCCCCAGCCCGCCGCCGGGGCCGCUGCACCUGAUCUUCAACCUGAAGCCGCUGCAGAUCGUGUUCCCCUCGCGCGCGGACCCCGAGAGCCCCGUCAUCGACCUGGACCUCCACCUGCCGCUGCUGUGCUUCCGGCCCGAGAAGGUGCUGCAGAUCCUGGCGUGCCUGCUGACGGAGCAGCGGCUGGUCUUCUUCUCGGCGAGCUGGGCGCUGCUGACGCUGGUGGCCGAGUGCUUCCUGGCCUACCUGCACCCGCUGCGCUGGCAGCACACGCUCGUGCCCAUCCUGUCCGGGCAGAUGCUGGACUUCCUCAUGGCGCCCACCGCCUUCCUCAUGGGCUGCCACCUCAGCCACUUGGAAGAAGUCAGCAAGGUCAGGUACCGGUGGGGUCCCACCUCACCUUCUGGCGAGGGCGCCCGGCAGGGGCGCCGGGCGGUGACCUGCAGAUUCCCGGCACAUUCCGGGCCGCUGACGCGGGGCCUCUGGUGUGUGGUUGUGUGUUUUGUCGCAGAUAAGACCUCACAAGGAGGCCGGGCACAUAUUUUAAACAUCCCAAGUGUGUGCGGUCACCGCGCCGGGGCCCUGCCCAGCCGGGUCCUUGGAGGCGCAGAGCAGGCAGGGCAGCCGGACAGACACGUCGGGCGUAGAAUGUUGGUGAUGCUCUCGCUGGAGUUCUGGAAGGUUCUCUCCAGGCUCCUCGAAGGAGCGCUGCAGUGUUGGUACCAGGGCAGGCGGAAGCCCGGCGACGCGCACUGAGGUCCUGGCUCAGACACAGGCCUUUAGCUCGUCAGCAUCACUCAGGUGUUGACCCACUUUUGGUCGAGAUCACAUAAGGCUCUGUGUCUACGUGAGGUUUUUAAAAAAUAU